Messenger RNA from Periconia digitata, 954 nucleotides. NCBI's taxonomy places the organism in Eukaryota, Fungi, Ascomycota, Dothideomycetes, Pleosporales, Periconiaceae. The record is from the annotation of a GenBank genome assembly.
CCCCUCAACGCGUCGGCGCGCCCCGGUCAUCGCGACAUCGCGUCCUGCCUUCUCGCCAAACUUGACCCGACAUCAUCAUCAUCACUGUCAGCCGUCUCUUACCUUGCACUUCUCAUACUCAACCAAUACCACUCUCAUCCCCACACGCUUAUACAAUUACCUUUCACCUCCUAUCUUCUUACCAGUCACCACUAUAGUCAUCGAUAAUGGCUUUCAAACGUAAGAGAUCCGUCGACAUGUCUCCUGUUUCCAUCUCCAGCUUCGGCAGCGGCGCCACCCCCGAAGAUCAAUCGCCCACUUCAUUCCCACACAGCUAUGGCGGCGCGGUGGAAAUGGACGUUUCAGCUUCAAAAAGUACCACGGGAUGGGACUUUUCGUCAGUGAGCCGGACAAAAGCCAGCAGCGGCGGUGACUGGGGCAUGCGAACGCGCAAGCGGGUGCGCGAUAACAGGCCCGACGAGCGCAGCAUCCACGAAAACACAAUCAACAUGCUCUUCACGGCGCAACGCAGACAUCCUCACGCCGAACCCAUCAUGUCUGACACCCUACCAUCUCAACCUGCACAAGCUGCACCGAAACCCCAGAAAUCGACUCUGCACGCUUUCUGGAAGCUACCUGCGCCACCACCCAUCUUUCACCAACAGCAAGCCCAAAUCUCGCACGCGCCGCGCUGUGAGGACUGCGACUCUGAACUACAAACCGAGGCUGAUGGCAUGGAUAUGGAUAUGGAUAUGGAUGGGCUUUCAAUUCAGAACUCCCUUGCAUGCAACGAGUGCGGCAGGAAAGUGUGUGCCACAUGUGCUGUGGUAUCUAAUACGAGGCACUGUCUUCCAUGCGCGACCCGCCAUUCCAGGCGAUGGUGAAGUAAUACCUACGCUAGCGUUCUUUAUAGCAUGUUCAGAUUCCAGCAUACGAGGUCAAUUGCGAUGGCGUUUUUCGGAGGUUCCUUUUUCG